This is a messenger RNA of Osmerus eperlanus (European smelt), 3220 nucleotides long. Its product is annotated as amyloid-beta A4 precursor protein-binding family A member 3. Gene Ontology annotation, biological process: chemical synaptic transmission. Lineage: Eukaryota; Metazoa; Chordata; Actinopteri; Osmeriformes; Osmeridae. The transcript has 12 exons. Bases 376 to 2553 code for a protein of 725 amino acids. The record is from RefSeq and is a predicted model, not a curated record. Gene Ontology annotation, cellular component: dendritic spine; cytoplasm; plasma membrane. Gene Ontology annotation, molecular function: protein binding; amyloid-beta binding.
CAUAGCAUUCGUUUCUACAUCGAAGACGGCUGAUAAUUGAUUACCUUUUGUGUUCUAUGGAUAUAACCUUAUAAUGUGUGUCAUAAGGCCUGAACGGGUAAUGGCUUGUUGCAGCAAAAUAUUGUUACAGGUUUAACUAUAAGCGAACGACAAGUCGCAGUUGACUUCUGUGUAUUACUAGGGGGUUCCAAACACGUCCAACAAAAGUCUACCCUGCAGUGCCUGGUGAAGUUCAAGCAGUAGUUGUCACUGGAUAUUCAAAUUGGUCAAAUGCGUACGUACUAGUGAGAACCAAAGCCACUGUUAUAAAUGGAUAGCUAGAACACUGAAUGACAGGUGGCCACUGAAAAGAGCUGAUGUGCUGCCAAAUUCAAUAUGGAAUCCGAUAACUGCCCUGCCAAAGAGUUCUGUUCCUCAUCAUCAGAUGCCCAAUCAAACCUCAACUGUAAUGGAGAUUCUGUCAUAGAGGGAGGUCACCUUGCCUCUAAUGCUGCUUCUAGAAUUCCUAACCCUGAGUUUGAGGACAUGGACUCUUUUAACCUCAUAGAGCCCCCUCCACUGGACUGGAGAUCUGACUCAUCCAGCGAAGCUGGGUCUGUCCACGAGAUGGAUGACCCUACCUUCUCUCCCUCCUCUGUUACCGUGGAUACGCCUGAAAGUGGGUCGGCACUGUCCCUGGAUGUGAGUGAUGCUGCUGUUUUACCUGGAGUCAACCAGGGGGAGCUGGUAGAGAAACUGCCAGAAGAUAACAUGGAGCAAAGUUAUGGCACUAGAGAACAAGUGGAGGAACAGGGUGGAGAUGAGAAGGUGGAAGAGGCAGAGAACUUUGGCGAUGAGGAAUUUGAGAAAGUGGAGGAGAGGAGGCCUGGUGAUGAAGACCACACUCGCAUCCAAGUUCUCCUGAACCGACUCCAACUCAUUGGAGAAAGCCCUCUCCAUGAGGAUUCAACACCUCGAAACCCUUCGCUGCAAUACGCUGCCUCUUCUGACUUGAACCCUUCUGACCCUUCUCUAACGACAGGUGGUGGCACACUGCCUGUAGCUCCAUUACAUAACCAAGCCUCAGGGUUGCUGUUCUCAGAAAGCCACCAGCGAGACCUUGUAGGACUGCUGGAGUGUACAGAGAUAGGGGCUCCUCAGCAUCUAGAGGCCCAGGCUGCUAGAGGCCCUAGGGGGGACAUAGAUGCCGUUGUUUCAGUCUCCUACAACCAGGAAGACGGCGAGAGGUUUUGGGAUCACUACGGGAACGGCCAGCAUCGCCCCAGAAAUGACUCCAUGGUUUCCUUACCAGAGGAUGAGGAUGAGGUUCCAGAACCAGUGUGGAUGAAGCUGGGGGAGGAGCCUCCAGAAGAGGCAGGUGCAGCAGAGGGCAUUGAGCAGAGGGCUGAGGACCACCCAGCCUAUAAAGAUGUGCCUGGCCCUUGUGACCCUGAGGACUUGUUGGAUGGGGUUAUAUUUGGAGCUAACUACCUGGGUUCCACUCAGCUGAAGUCUGACAAGAACCCCUCUACCAAUGCCCGCAUGGCACAGGCCCAGGAGGCUGUGGACAGAAUAAAAGCUCCAGAGGGGGAGUCCCAGCCAACGACAGAGGUGGACCUCUUCAUCUCCACUCAACGCAUUAAAGUGCUCAGUGCCGACACACAGGAGGCUAUGAUGGACCACUCUCUCCAGAUGAUCUCCUACAUAGCAGACAUCGGGAGCAUAGUCGUCCUGAUGGCACGCAGGAAGCCGGCCGGCCGGAAAGAGCGAGAAGCCAGCCAAGCGGCCAACUCCUCCGGCCCGCAGAAGAAAUGCUGCAUGAUCUGCCACGUGUUCACCUCCGCUGAUGCCCAGGUUAUAGCUCAGGCCAUUGGACAGGCCUUCGGCGUAGCUUAUCAGCAGUUCCUCCAAGCCAACGGGAUCAAGGCCAGUGAACUGAGGCCCAGCGAGUACAGUGACUACCUGGGCACACAAGAGCUUUACAACGGAGACCUGGUGCACUUCUCUGACUCAGACAACAUCAGAGAGGUCACCAUCUCCAAGGCUCCGGGGGAGAUCAUGGGGCUGGCGGUGGUAGAGUCUGGCUGGGGCUCCAUCCUGCCCACCGUGGUGGUGGCCAACCUGCUCCACGGUGGGCCCGCCGAGCGCAGCGGGGCCCUCAGCAUCGGAGACCGCAUCAUGUCCGUCAAUGGGACCAGCCUGGUGGGCCUCCCCAUAGCCACCUGCCAGAGCAUCAUCCGAGAUUUAAAAAACCAAGAUGGUGUAAAGCUCAGCAUCGUCCACUGCCCUCCCGUCACCAUGGCAAUCAUCAAGCGGCCCGACCCCAAGUUCCAGCUGGGUUUCAGUGUGGAGGAUGGCAUUAUAUGCAGCUUGAUGAGAGGAGGCAUCGCUGAGAGAGGCGGCAUCCGUGUUGGUCACCGCAUCAUAGAGAUUAACGGCCAGAGUGUGGUCGCCACACCGCAUGACAAGAUCAUAAACAUACUGACUAAUGCUGUCGGGGAGAUCCACUUGAAGACUAUGCCUGCCUCGACGUACCGUCUCCUGACAGGACAAGAACAGCCCAUAUUUCUCUGAGGCUACCCCGGACACCAUACUGAGCUACCAGAUCCUAUACCGAGGCUACCACAUAUAGCAAUAUGAGACUACAUGUGCACAUCGCGAGCUCCAUGUUGAAGAUUUCCUUUUCUAUAUGCAAUUGUACUAUAUUUUAAGGCAAUUGAAAUGCCACUGAACGGAGUAUUUUUAAAAGUGUAUAGAACUUGUUUGACAUCAUGAUGCAGCACAUUUCUAAACCCAGAACCGGACAUUUUCUGCUUGUAUUUAUGAGAUGUUUUAAAGUGGAUUAUUACGUAAAUGCACAGUAGGAAAAUAUAUUUUACGUCUGAACUAAUUAUUGCUUUUGUCUGCAAAAUAACAGCAUAAGUGCUUUUAUGACCAUGUCUUCCUACUUGCUUUGUUGCCGACGUGCCUCACUCAACUGUACUUGUAACGGAGCAUUAUGUAGAUAAGGUGGAGCCUUAGCCUUAGAAAUUUGUCUCUCAUCAGUGCUUCACCUUUUUUUUAACACCCUGUCACAAGUGCAUAUUAAAUGAACAUCUAUCAGUGUUACACAGUGGUUAUCUCUAUGUGGAUUUAUUUGUUCCAAGAUCAUCCAUUGUGCUUAAGGUGUGUGUCCCAUUCCAGUGCCUGAUAGAACUCAUUGAGUAUGGUAUGCAGAAAUAAAAACACCUUCUCUAUUUCA